AUGCACCUCGUAAUACAUGCGUAAACAGCACGUUAUUUUUUAGUGAGACAAAAUAACUAAAGAGGGAAUAUUUGAAAUAAGACGAGUGCGUGGUCCUUGCAUUCACUAUUAAAAUGUUUUCCGUCGUAAAGUUUAAGUUGGACCGUUCGGUGCAAUUAGUGCCAUCAAGCUGGAUAAGUGCUGAUAAGCGCCUUUGUUCUUGGCCACCUGGCCCAAGUAGUAACGUCACAUCAUUAAUAAAGAGAGCUGAGAAGCCAAAAAAGUCCUGGCCAAAGUUGGAUGUCACAUGUUGGAAAACUGCAGAUACAUUUCUAGAAGGACGACAAUUGGAAGAAGCUGCCCGAUUUACUGGUGACCUGGACACUUCUGACGCAGAGGGCGGGGAAGAAAAUAAUCCUCCCAAAAUCCUACCAUUAUCUCUUAUGACCGACGCCAACCAAGAACAAGGCGAGGAAGUGUCGCAAAUUGGUGUUACAGACGACGGUUCAAGUCUUGUAGCUGUGGGAGGAAAUGUGUUCCGACUCCAGCUCUUUAAUGGAGAGGAAAUGACUACUGGAAGUCGCUCACAGAUUGACCCGAAUUCCGACAAUCCAUGUGGAACAGGAGGUGAUCUGGUUGGCCAACCUGAAGGCGGUAUCAUUAGCCAUGACGGACAACAGAAUGACAACGCCGGGUCGUCGGGCUCAACCAGAAUAAUCCCAAAUUUAGAUGCCAUUUGUAUGAGACAGUUAGCUUUAGAGGAAACGAUUGCAAAAGAGUUAUCAUCAAUUAAAGAGGAUAUUCGGACUAUCUUGGCUCAUCUGGGGACAAGUUUUGGGGAACCAGAAGUCACUCUUCCUGUGGAGAUUCCUCUGCAAUCGGAAGCUGACAUUGCCACCCUUGAGUCAUGGCUUGAUAAGACAAAUUCCGAAAAUCUGACUCGCAUUUGGUCAGUGGAUGGAGGGAAAAGGACGCAAAAAGUUGUUUCCGGCAUUUUGACAAAGGCGCUAUCUUCUGAAUUGGCAGCGAAAAUUAAUUUCACCGGUGCUAACGAUAAGAUUUAAAUGACAAUUUAAAUGUAAGUGUACAUAGUAAUACUUUAGUGGUAGCCUGUGCAGAAACAUUCACAGUUAACCCACGUAAUAAUGUAAAUAUCAAUGUAGAAAGUUAUGUAGUAGAUCAGGACGAAGAAAAUCCAUUACCCUUAUCCACAUCUAAUCUUUCAAACGAUUUAAAAAGGUGGAGUCUAAAUCAUAAUAUUUCACACGUAGCACUAGAUGAUUUAUUGAAAUUAAUGAUUGCCAACUUUCCAGACACAGCUCUUCCAACCUCCUCUAAAACUUUAUUAGGAACGCCUAGACAUAUUGCAGUUAAAUAUAUUUCUGGGGGUCAAUAUUAUUAUUUUGGAGUUGAGGAGCAAAUUAGAUUAGUUCAUAAAAUUUACGAGAAAAUAUUUAUAAAUAUUAGUCAGGUUACUUUAACAAUUGGUUGCGACGGGUUUCCGAUUUACAAUAGCUCAAGUAAACAAAUGUGGCCUAUUUUGAUAAAAAUUGAUCAAAUUUCACAAUGUCGUCCAUUAUUGGCAGGGUUAUUCUGUGGUGACAGUAAACCAUCCAAUUUAAUUGAGUACUUAAAUCAAUUUACCACUGAAAUUGACCAACUACAAACGCAUGGAAUAUAUUUAGGUGACAAGCAAAUUAAUUUUUCCAUUCGUUGUUUCAUUUGUGAUGCCCCAGCCAGAAGUUUUCUAAAAUGCACCAAAGGUCACUCUGGUUACAAUUCUUGUGAACGAUGCGACGUUCAUGGUGAUCAUGAAGGUCACAUCAUAUUUCCAACAAUUGUAGGAAAUUUAAGAACAAAUCUAUCAUUUCGAAGUAGAACUGACCCACGCCAUCAUCACGCAGAUUCACCUCUAUUAAAAUUAAACGUCGACUUAGUCUCUGGCUUCGUACUCGACUAUAUGCAUUUAGUAUGCCUUGGUGUAAUGAGAAAAUUAAUUAAUUUAUGGUUAUCGGGACCCCUGAAAUGUAGAAUAUCAACGACAAAUUCAAAGCAAAUUUCUGAGUAUCUUAUAAAAAUAUCCAGCAAUUUUCCAGAUGAAUUUGCACGACGCCCACGAUCAUUAAUUCAUGUAAAUAGAUUUAAGGCCACCGAAUUUAGACAAUUACUUUUGUAUACGGGACCUUGUGCAUUUAGAUCAGUUUUACCGGAUAAAUAUUUUCGACACUAUUUACUUCUACAUACCGCAAUGUACAUAUUAUUAUCCAAAAGUGCUAACAAUUCUGAAUGGAAUUCGUUUGCGAAAUCGCUCUUACUAAAAUUCGUCACACAAAUGUCAGAACUUUAUGGGUCUGGUUCAAUUGUAUACAAUGUUCACUCAUUGUUACAUAUUGCAGAUGACGCCUUAAAGUUUGGAUCACUUGAUAAUAUAAGUGCUUUCGAAUUUGAAAGUCAUCUUUGCUUUCUAAAGAAAGCAAUUCGGGGGAAUAAUCUCCCUUUGCAACAAGUAGUAAAAAGAGUAAAAGAGUGGGAGGCUUGUGUAUUCCAGGAUUCUGUUAUUGUUAAUGAGAAAAAGGUGAAAAAUGAACCGAACAAAAAUGAAGAGUUUAAAAAAUUUAGAUAUAGAAAAUAUAUUAUUGGCACAAAAAUGGGAAAUAACUGUUUUUUAUUAAAAAAUAAUGACCUUGUUAUUGUCAAUAGAAUAUAUAAGGAGAAUUGCAAAGUUAUGAUUGAAUGUAAAAAAUUCACAACAAGAACUGCAGUUAAAAUUAUCCUAUUAAUACCUCUAUUUUAAAAAUAUUUAAUGUGUCAUUAAGAAAUAUAUCCAGGUGUACGAAUAAUGUAGAAAAUAUUUGUCAGAAAUGUGUCCUAAUUCCAGUAAAAAGUAAUUCUAUAGAUGAGUAUUUUUGUAUUCCUAUGUUGUGAAUAAUUAAAAACGUGGAAUAUUAUUUAAAUUUA
This is a messenger RNA of Folsomia candida, 2937 nucleotides long. RefSeq lists its product as uncharacterized. Lineage: Eukaryota; Metazoa; Arthropoda; Collembola; Entomobryomorpha; Isotomidae. Bases 114 to 1043 code for a protein of 309 amino acids. The record is from RefSeq and is a predicted model, not a curated record. The transcript has 5 exons.